Molecule: messenger RNA, 1428 nt
Organism: Pieris macdunnoughi
Lineage: Eukaryota; Metazoa; Arthropoda; Insecta; Lepidoptera; Pieridae
Source: the annotation of a GenBank genome assembly
AUGUCUGAAUCCUCAAAAUCGAAAUCUUCUAACUUAAAUGCUACACCUAGCUUACAAUGUAAAGAUCUACACGAGUAUCUUAAAAGUCGGUCUUCUCAGUUUUUGGAGACUCUCUACAAUUACCCUACAAUUUGUUUAGCAGUGUAUAGAGAAUUACCAGAACUGGCUCGACACUUUAUAAUUCGCCUUCUUUUUGUCGAACAGCCAGUCCCACAGGCAGUUGUAGCAUCAUGGGUCACACAAACACAUGCUAAGGAACAAAGCAAAGCUUCUGAGGCAUUAACAGAACUAUCAGUAUGGCAUGAGGCACCUAUACCUGGAGGCUUACCGGGAUGGUUGUUAUCACAGUCAUUUAAGAAAAAUUUAAAAAUUGCUCUUUUGGGUGGUGGCCGCCCAUGGAGUAUGUCACAAACCUUGGAACCAGAUGGCAAAGCAAGGGAUGUAGCAUUCUUAGAUGCAUAUGCACUUGAGCGAUGGGAAUGUGUUCUUCAUUACAUGGUUGGCAGUCAGCAAACAGAAGGAAUUAGUGCUGAUGCUGUAAGGAUAUUGCUUCAUGCUGGACUCAUGACUAGAGAUGCGGAGGAUGGCUCAGCGGUAAUAACUAAAGCUGGCUUUCAGUUCCUUUUGCUCAGUACGGCUAAACAGGUAUGGUUAUUCCUUCAACAUUAUCUACACACUGCGGAGAAGAGGAAUCUGAGUUCAGCGGAAUGUUUAGCUUAUUUAUAUCAACUCAGCUUUAGUACACUUGGAAAGGAUUACAGUACAGAAGGCAUGAGCAACAAUAUGCUGAUGUUUCUACAGCAUUUGAGGGAGUUUGGACUCGUCUAUCAGAGAAAGCGCAAAGCGGGUCGCUUUUACCCCACGCGUCUGGCGCUGAAUAUAACCUGUGUUCGAGAUGGUAUAGCGCCGUUGGAAGCCAAAAGAUCGCAAGGGUAUAUAGUCGUUGAGAGCAAUUAUCGCCUCUACGGGUAUACGCAGAGCACAUUGCAAGUCGCUCUUUUGGGCCUCUUCACCGAGUUAAUGUAUAGGUUCCCGAACUUAGUGGUCGGGGUGAUAACUCGUGAAUCAGUGCGUCAGGCGUUUCGAGGUGGAAUCUCUGCGCAACAGAUCAUCAAGUUUCUGGAGCAGCAUUCACAUCCACAGAUGUUGUGCGCUGAAUCUGGUGGUAUAAAGACAUCAUCACUUCUCCCGCCGACAGUCGUGGAUCAGAUCAGACUCUGGGAGAGUGAGAGGAACCGAUUCACGUACACCGAAGGAGUGGUCUACAACCAGUUCCUAUCACAGGCUGACUUCGUAGUAUUACGAGAUUAUGCGCGUGCGCAGAGCGUACUAAGUUGGCAGAACGAGCGCACUCGUACUAUGGUUGUGACAAGACCGGGACACGAUGACGUCAAGAAGUUCUGGAAACGCUACUCAAAGUCUUCGUAG